Caenorhabditis sp. 36 PRJEB53466 is the source of this 6691-nucleotide messenger RNA. NCBI's taxonomy places the organism in Eukaryota, Metazoa, Nematoda, Chromadorea, Rhabditida, Rhabditidae. The record is from the annotation of a GenBank genome assembly.
AUGAGUCGGACGGCGGACGUCGUGCUUCUUCUUGUCGCAGCAGCACUAUUUCGAGGUGAGCGCGCGCGCGCGAGUUGUCAAUGGGGCGCGCUUGCAUCCACCGUCGACUCGCAGUUUCUUUUUUCGAUUGAAAACCGGAAUUCUUUGGUUUUUCUCUUAAUAAACACUCAAAUCGUGUUCUUGGCGAACCGUAGGGCGAUUUUCUGAGUUAAAAGCAUCGAUUUAAGCGCGAAACGAAGCAGAUUCGUUCAGAAUUGACCAAAUUGAGGGAUUUUGUCGAAAACUAUUGAAAAAAACCGGAGUUUUAACGAUUAUUUGCGAAUCUUUGCCGGCAUUCGAACCGUCCAGUCAACAAGCAGUUUAUUGCGCAUCUUUUAAGCGCUGAACCGUCGAAAAAUAUGCAGAAUUGAGAUAAAAGGAAAAAAUUCUGUAAUUUUCACAUAAAACGUUUCGAAAUUGAUGACGAAGCAGUUAAAAUUGCAUUUUUUAUUCAUUUCUAAUCAUUUUCACAAGUUUUGACACUGAUUGGUUCUGAAAAGAUGGGGAUAAUGCAAAAAAGAAGGGAAAAUUGAAAUGAGAAACUCUUCUACAACGACGCUCCGAAAUUACGCGUUACGCGCCUUGUUUAGCGCACGUGAAUUGCGUGCCAAGGGAAUUUUUUAUUGGAAGGGGCUGGCUGGGGUUGUUCCGUGACGAUUAGUAUGUACGUGUGAGUUUUUACAAGAACGACAGAGAGUGAAAAGGCUUGCUCUGCUCACUCACAAACCAAUUGCAAACACGUGGCCUUGCCAAGCCAGACAAAAGGAUGCAUUUGGGGUCUGCUGAGCGCUGCGAAUAUUCUCACACUUUGCACCCCGCGCGCGCACACGUUAUUGAGACUUCCAAAUGUCUCCUUCGCUUUCCCGCAUUUCUCCGCGCAUUUUCCAGGGGCCUAGAAUCGCUGAAUUUCUUCAGCUUUUCUAGACUUUUCCACAGCGUCUGGAGCCCUGAAAUUGAGCCAAACGGGGGAAAAAAGUGUCGGGCGGCUCGUCGCUCGCUUCUUCCUUUUUUCUCACUUGCGCUUCACUUGUUUCGUCUCUGUCGUCCGUAUUUGGUUAGUUGAGUGGCGCAGAAUCUCGGGGUGGAUGGAUAAUAGCACGCAUUUUCAGAGGCUUGUCUCAAUUUUCUCCGUGUCCGGAGUCUGUGCGCGUUUUUUUUGUUGCAAAUUUCAACUCAAACUCUACCCCCCUCCCCUUUCUUUGUUUCUUUGACCGUCUUUUUUUCGAAGGCGUCGAAGUGGAAGCGUUUCGGUCGAUGCACCAUGUUGUCGGACGAAAAAAGGUUGGCGCGUGAGAAUUCUGUUCCCUUUUGCACAUUUUCAAUCAAUCAACAUUCAUCCUCAUCCCGCAUUUUCGCCUUUCGGCUCAAAUUCUCUUUUCGCAUCAUAUUUUUCUAGGCGGAUAGUAGCAGAAACGUUUUAUAAGAGCGUUAACUUGUGAACGAGAAAAGCAAUCAAAAAAUGGUCAACUACAAAGUUGAAGCUAUACUUUUGCUCUACAAGUUUGUAGUUGAUCGAUUUUUGAUAUCUCCACUCGUUCGCGGGUUACGGUAGCUUCGAGGCGGCUUGACUCAAAAUCAUCCCAUAACCUAUCAAAAAAAUGAGAAAGCUCAUGAUCAUGUGCUCUCGGUCGGCUCUUUUCGAGGGGUCUCCGCCGAAUGGGUCCCCCGAGGGGUCUAAAAAGGAAAAGAGCCACCCCCCUUCCAACACAUUAUCAAUCUCAAUGUUUAAUCUUGCUCGCGGAGCCCGUCCUUCCUUCCGAAAAGACCUUUUAGUUGAGAACAAGCUUCUAGCAAAACACUUACCGCAUUUUUCCAAAAUUUUGUUCUCGGCGCAAUCUAAGUGUUCAUCUUUUCCGAGAAGCGCUACGGUAGGGCCGAAAUGAAGGCGUCGAGAACGAGAAAAUGGUUAAAAAAUUUUUUUAACCAUUUUCAAAAAUGUUUUAAUUUUUUUGUGAAAUUUUUUUGUGUCUGUUUGAAUUGUCUCCUAUUGCCUCAUACACUGGUGAAAUGCCGCCUCUCAAAAAUGCCAAACGGCCGUGCAGUUGAAGUUGUGGCCGUGGCCUAGCGCCAAUGGCCUAGAAAUACGCGCUUCUCGGCCAUUUCAUUUUUUCCGCUUUUUUACCGGUUUUUUUCCCAAAAAUUAACAGUUUCUCCCAUUUUUCAGUUGAUUGCAAUUUGUUCGGCACUUUCUUAUUUUUUCACUGCUAAAAAAAUUGUUUUCAUUCAGUCGAUACGAAGUCGCGAGUUUUUCGAUUUUAUUAUCGCGAAAAAGCGCGGUAAAAAAGCGGAAAAAAUAAAAUGGCCGAGAAGCGCAUAUUUCUAGGUCAUUUGCGCUAGGCCCCACGGCCACAACUUCAACUGCAUUUUUGAGAGGCAGCAUUUCACCAGUGUACUCAAAAAAAAUUUCACAAAAAAAUUAAAAAAAAAAUUUUCGGGUUCCCUGGUCCUUUAAAUUAAUCUCUUCUUCUCGCGUAAACAUGUCAUUUUUCCCAUUUCUCAUUUCAUUUCGCCCCUCCCCAAAAUCGUUGCCUCUAUUUCAUUCUCGCUCCAUCUUUCGGCAAAAAAGGUUCUUCAGAUGACACUUAUUUCCGCCGUUUUAUUCGCAUUUUUGGUAGUUGCGCAGGAGUGUAACAAUAUCAAAGGUAAUCUGGGCGGUAAAACGGGUCGAAAAACUUGGGUCAUCGGGUCAAACGGUACAGUAAGUGAUGAUCUUACAGUAAUCUGGACGGGUGAUCACGAGCGUCGAUUGUACUCGAAACUGGCGGAGAACUACAAUAAACUGGCGCGGCCGGUGCGCAACGAGAGUGAGGCCGUGCAAGUGCACCUCGGAAUGGACUAUCAACAGAUUCUGGAUAUUGUGAGUUCACUUGUUUCGCUUUUCCCCCCAAUUUUCGCAAGUUGCCAGGACGAGAAACAUCAGAUAAUGCACUCGAAUGUGUGGUUGCGAAUGUCGUGGGUCGAUCACUACUUGACGUGGGAUCCGACCGAGUUUGGCAACAUUCGAGAGGUCCGGCUGCCGAUCAAUAACAUUUGGAAGCCCGAUGUGCUGCUCUACAACAGUGUCGAUCAGCAGUUCGACAGCACGUGGCCCGUCAACGCCGUCGUCUUGUAGUGAGUGGUGAACACGCAAGAAUUUUUAUCUUUUUUAGAAAAUGUUUUCAUGAAAUGUGAUCAACUGACUAAAUGUAUAGCAAAAUAAACUCUGCUCAUUGAAAAAUAAUUGUAAAUUUAGCUUUUCAUACAAAAAAGUUAUCCGUUCCGUCUUCCGUUAGCCCCCUUUUUCACGGAACAACUCGAAUAACUUUUUUGUAUGAAAAGCUAAAUUUACAAUUAUUUUUCUAUGAGCACAGUUCACUUUGCUAUACAUUUCGUCAGUUGUGCACAUUCCAUGAAAAAAAUUUCUAAAAAUUAGAAAAAUUCUUGAGCAUUGAAAAGAGCACCGCUUUCAGCACGGGCAACGUGACGUGGAUCCCUCCCGCAAUCAUCCGUUCGAGUUGCGCCAUCGACAUCGCCUACUUCCCGUUCGACACGCAACAUUGCACCAUGAAAUUCGGCUCCUGGACCUACUCGGGCUUCUUCACCGACCUCGUCAACACGACAAUAUCGCCGGCCACGUACAAACCGAACGGCGAGUGGGAAUUGCUCGCACUCCAGUCACGGCGCUCCAUUUUCUUCUACGAAUGCUGUCCCGAGCCGUACUACGACGUCACCUUCACCGUUUCGAUUCGACGCCGCACACUCUACUACGGAUUCAAUCUGCUGCUGCCGUGUAUGCUCAUUUCGUCGCUCGCCCUGCUAAGCUUCACGUUGCCCGCCGAUUGUGGAGAGAAGCUGAAUUUGGGUGAGUCGGGAAUUAGCUUUACAACAUAUUUUUAAAAUAAACUUAAAAGUGGAGCACUUAUUUUCCCAAAGUGCCGAAUUACGAAAAAAAAUUCCCCGAUUUUAAAGAUUUUUUUUCAAAAAAGUUCAUGGUACCGGCGAAAUGGAAGAGCUGGCCUAGAUUUUUCUAGUCCCCGGAUGGAAUUCCCUUUUCUUCCGAUUUUUUUUCCGUUUUCGUGCAAAUUUCCUAAAUUUUCAAUCGUUUUUUCACGUGACGCUAAAGAAAUCGAUAAUCUGAAACUUUCAAAAUUCAGUAAAAUUUAGACAAAAUUCAGAAGUUCAGAAAAAAUCAGCCACAUUUUUGUAAAACCGAAACUGGGAAGUUUUGGAUUUUUCGCAUUACUUUGAAAAAUCGGACUUUCUGUACAUAACUCGCAAACAUUAAUUAAGACUCAAGAAAUGAUUGAGCGAUCUCUUUCUAUCAGACUUGCAACGGGCCGGGCCGGGCCGGGCCGGGCCAAAAUUGGAAAUUUUCCGGCCCGGCCCGGGAGGAUGCACCUAAAAAAAUUCAAAGCGAACUAGAACUUCGAAACGAACAUAAUUUUAUAGACUUAAAAUUUUAUAGACUUAAAAAAAGGCAAUGUUAUAGCAUAAAAAAACCUGUUAAAAAAAUAGAAAUUGCUGUUUAGUCGCAAAAAUUUUCACAAAAAAAUUACGAAAAAUUUUCUCAAGAGUGGGCGGGGCCGGGCCGGGGCGGGCCAAAACCGGGCCGGGCCGGCCCGGGAUUUGGCAAGUCUGCUUUCUAUUUACUUUUCAGCGCACAAUCCGAAGAUUGAGCGAAAAACCCGGAAAAACAACCAAAAAAAUUUUUCAGAUUAUCGAUUUCUUUGGCGUCACGGCACAGAAAAAAACAUUAAUUUUUUUUUAAUAUUGUAAAUAAGUGUGUUUAGUGAAAAAACGAUUGAAAAUAAAAGAAAUUUGCACGAAAACGGAAAAAAAUCCAAAGAAAGGGGAAUUCCAUCCGGGGACUAGAAAAAUCUAGGCCAGCUCUUCCAUCUAUUUUUCCCCUAUUUUCAGGAGUCACAAUCUUCAUGUCCCUUUGCGUCUUCAUGAUAAUGGUGGCCGAGGCGAUGCCGCAGACCAGCGAUGCGCUUCCGCUGAUCCGUAAGCUCGCGUUUUUUUUUGUUAUUUUCGCGAAAUUCUACACCACUUGCAGAAAUCUACUUCUCGUGCAUAAUGUUCCAAGUGGGCGCGUCGGUCGUCGCCACCGUAAUCGCCCUCAACUUUCAUCAUCGCUCGCCGGAACAGUACAAACCGAUGAACAAAUUUGUGGGCGCUUCUAGAAGUUAUUGACGGAAAAAAGUGAUUUUGCAGUUGAGAACGUUGCUGCUCAGCUGGUUGCCCACACUUUUGGGCAUGGAGCGGCCCGAUGUGUUGGAGAUGUCCGUGCACGGAGCACACUACGCGUCGGCAAACAAAAAGUAGGCGUUUUUUCGCCAUUUUCCACUCUUAAGCACUGUCUCGCCAACAAUCGAGCUAAUGCUAAAUUGAGCGCCGCGUUAAAACGGAGUGUCGUUGAUGAAAACAAAAGCGAGUCUCUGAAAUUUCUGGAUUUUUUCUCCGAAAACCCCGAAAUUUCAUCCGAAAAUGAGAAAAAUGAGGUGAAACAGAGAAUUUCCGAAUUGUUAAUGACAGCUGUGACCUUAAGUUAGCGUUUUGCCCACAAGAAAGCGCGCAUUAUUACACUUUUCGGCGAAUUUCGGUCCGGAUCCUCAAAAACUGAACUUUCUCAGUCAUUUUUGCAUAUUAUGCGCUGCCUCUUGGCUCAAAAUGACCGCCUUUGUCUGCUGAAUAAACGUGGGGCAAUUGUUUACUCGAAACUUCCGAAAAUUCGCGUUUUUUCAAGCCAAAUUUAAAAAACGAAAUUACUCUUCGAAUUUUCAGUUUUACACGAGCACACUCUGUGUAAUUAUUUUGUAGCUAUAGUGUGCAUAAUCCCAAAAAAUCGGGAAAACCGCGUUUUCAUUCGAAAAACCGAGAGCCGCACGCAAAAAAGCGCGCGAAAAUUUUUUUUUGCGCCAAAGGCGAGACAGUGCCCUUUUCAAGCGUCAUUCUUCCAGAAAACAACGUCAGUACCUGAUAGAAGUGGAGCGUCACAUCCUGACCCGGCCGAACGGGAACGGUCAUUCCGCAGUCGACAAGGCCAUCCACCUGGACCUCUCCUCCGGCUCCAACCACCCGCCGAAAGGAGGAGGAGGAUCGCCGUCGCCGGCGAAACGCGCUCCACAAACUACGAUCCUCGGAAUGAGCGGCGGCGUGCCGACGACGCAGAUGAACGGGCAGGCGAUGAUGGACUGUUCGAUCAACAAGUACACGUGUACCAAGCUCACGGUAAGUGUCGAAUUUUCGGAUUUGGAUUUGGAUUCAAGACGUCAAGACAAACGUUUUGAUAUACAUAUUGUCGAUUUUGAUAGUUUCCGGCUUUUUAGGUCGAUUUAGGCCCAAAUUUCUUUGACAAUAUGAGUAUCAAAUUGCUCCAAAUCACGCGGAGAACACGAAAACCUUGCAGAGACCGCUGGAAAACGGCUACGUAAAGCAGCAGCAGGCGUCACCGCAAAAGUCCGUGUUCGACGAGCGUCACUUCCAUCACAUCCUCAACGAGCUGCGCGUGAUCUCGGCCCGCGUUCGGAAGGAGGAGGCCAUUCACGAGCUGCAGGCGGAUUGGAUGUUCGCGAGCCGAGUCGUCGACCGCGUCUGCUUCCUCGCCUUCUCGGCCUUCCUCUUCCUCUGCACCGCCAUCAUUUCGUUCAAUGCGCCGCACCUUUUUGUGUGA